Molecule: messenger RNA, 477 nt
Organism: Symbiodinium natans
Lineage: Eukaryota; Dinophyceae; Suessiales; Symbiodiniaceae
Source: the annotation of a GenBank genome assembly
AUGCCAAAACAGGCCAUAACCACGCGGAUAAAAUCGCACACGCGGCUAACAGACCAGUACCCAUGGGUGGAGGUGGUCCUUAGACUACUCGGUGCGUGUGGGACAACCAUUCUGUUUGGCAUCCGCUUGGUCAUCGCCGAGUUCUUGUUCGGAAUCAUGGCCUGGGCACCAGUGAGAGCCGCUGGGGCGCUGCUGGCGGCGGUGCCCUUGGUCUACACAGGCCGCUCUAACUUUCAGAACCUCAUAAGCUGCAGAAGCACGGCAGAGGCCCUGGUGGAGUUUUCAAAGCUUCUGGGCAUGAGCGGACCGUUCAUCUGGUUUGCCCUUCGCUGUCUUGACUGGGAGCUCGGAGUGCGAGCAAUGAUUGGUGCCCUCUCCUUCAACCUCAUAGUACUGCUGGUGAGAUUGCUUCUGAGCCAGAAAAACAGCAAGAUGCCAGAGAAGGAGGAUAAGAAGAAGAGCACGAAGAAAACGUGA